AUGAACCCACUGAACAUUGAAGAGUACCAUGAUGAGGAUGUGUUUAACCCGGAUAACAACAACAACAAUAUCCAUAAUGUUGGGUUCCUGGAUGAGAAUGUAGAAGACGUGAUCCGAGAACCAAUGAUGCUCCGUGUCUGCGGGAUCCCGUUGCGACGAAAGGCUGUAUGGGUAGCAGCAACGGUGAUUCUGUUGGUCGUCGUCAUUGGCCUUGUGGGAUUUUCUGCUUCAGACAAACCAAUAUCCAACCAGACUGUGGAGCUAUUGGGUACAAUAUAUGAUGUCUCCAACACGACAGUCAUUCAAUUGGCGCAAGGGACAAGUCAUGAGUCUCCCAAUAAUAGCAACGGAAAUACGACGAUUCCCACAGAAAUUGGACUUUUCACAAAAUUGACCCAAUUGGAACUCACUCACAUGUCCACAUUGUCCGGUAGUAUCGUCACCGAGCUGGGGUUAUUGACUCAGCUGACAUCGUUGGAUUUGGGGGCCAAUCAAUUAUCCGGCAGCAUUCCUCCAACCAUUAUUGCAUCUCUCACGGCGCUCCAAGCACUCUCCUUGUGGGGCAACCAACUCACCAAUCGUAUCCCCACCGAAGUGGGAUCUCUAACCGCCUUGACGGGGUUGUACUUGAGUGAAAACCAAUUGUCCAAGAAUAUCCCUACUGAAAUUGGUGCUUUGACGGAUUUGUCAAAAUUGGACAUGUACAGCAACCACUUGUCCAGUAGUAUCCCCUCGGAGAUUGGGGCACUGACUCAUGUGGCAGAAAUAAAACUCUACAAGAACCGGUUGUCUGGAAGCAUUCCUUCGGAAAUCGGAGCCCUAUCGGCGCUAUUGACCAAACUGGCACUCAACUACAAUACACUGUCCGGCACUCUUCCUUCGGAAAUUGGAUCAUUAUCCGCUUUUGUUCCAACAACAACACUAUUGCGAGUUCUUCGUUGCGAAUACGAGUGGAUUGUGAACCAGCUCCAUUCCCUGUGGAAUGCACUUGUGGUGGUGGUGGUGGCGUUCAUUGUCAAUGUGGUAUUUGACGAUGAUGACGGAAUGAAGUGA
Messenger RNA from Seminavis robusta, 1053 nucleotides. The record is from the annotation of a GenBank genome assembly. Lineage: Eukaryota; Bacillariophyta; Bacillariophyceae; Naviculales; Naviculaceae.